Messenger RNA from Cottoperca gobio, 636 nucleotides. Its product is annotated as bryoporin-like. Lineage: Eukaryota; Metazoa; Chordata; Actinopteri; Perciformes; Bovichtidae. The coding region runs from base 71 to 598 and encodes 175 amino acids. Gene Ontology annotation, cellular component: pore complex. The record is from RefSeq and is a predicted model, not a curated record. Gene Ontology annotation, molecular function: channel activity. Gene Ontology annotation, biological process: cytolysis in another organism; monoatomic cation transport; pore complex assembly. The transcript has 3 exons.
CUGUGUGUGGGACAUAAAAUAAACUCUUUUCUUUGCGUCCGUCACUCAGCUGUCUCCAGAAGCCGUCAUCAUGCCUGACACUGCAGAGGCCCACUCACACUCCCUCUGCACCAACCGCAACUGCACCAUCGAGCUCACCAAUGUCAGCUCCGUCUACUGUCUCGUCAACCCAAGGGUGCACAUGGAGAGUGGCUUCCCCAUGAGCCCUCCACAGCCGACCGUGCGGACCACCAAGACCGAGCUGUGCUCUUUUGUCAAGGACGACCACACGGCAUCGGGCGCUGUGGGCGUCAUGACCUACGAGCUGUUCAACAUGAAGGACCGCCACUGCAACGAGAUCAUUGCUGUCAUGUUUUCGGUGCCGUUCGACUACAACUUCUACAAGAACUGGCUCGGGGUGGGCAUAUUCGAACACACACGAGCCUGUGAUGAGACGCUGUUCAAACACAUGUACAACGAAAAGAAUUUCACCAACUUUGUGCGCCACGAGGCCGACGGCUCAGGGGUGACUUACAAAGGGAGGGGGGUUGACCUCAUGGCCACCAUGUCCGACGAGGGCAAGGCCAUUAUUAAACUGGAGUUGUAUGACAAGAUGUGAGUGUUCGUCAUGAGUGCAUUGGUGUAGAAUACAUUGUU